AGAUCCACUAGUGGGUGUGGACGAACUUUGAGCCUUUGAACCCAGCUGGGUGUGAAGGUUUCCUGUUCCUGUGACACUGAGCGUUCUGCAGGAGUUUUACUUACAUCGUCGCAGCUUCGUUUUCCUUCCGAUCAGACCCCAACACACACGGAUAAUUCAAUCUAGUACAAUGUCGGGAUCAGAUGAGCUGUCGCUGGAAGAUGCUUUGGACUUUAAACCACAGAAGAAAACAGAUGUAGUUGAUCCAAAGAAAGGAACACCUUCAAAUACACCCUAUGGACAAGGUCCUCCUGGGUUAUAUCCAGGAUUGCAACCAAAUGCUCCAGCACAGCCAUACCCAUCUGGUCCUCAACCUGGAGUUCCUACCCAGCCAUAUCCUGGUGGAACUCAUCCAAAUCAACCAUUUCCUUCCGCACCAACUGGACCCCAUCCAGCUCCAAACCAACCAUAUCCAUCUGCACCAACUGGACCCCACCCAGCUCCAAACCAACCAUAUCCAUCUGCACCUACAGGUCCACAUCCAACUGCACCAACACCGUCAUAUCCAGGAGGACCAGCUGGUCCCAAUCCAAAUGCCCCAUAUUCUUCAGGACUCCCGGGGUCCUACCCAGGAGCUCCUUCUGGUCAGCAUCCUGGUGCCCCUACAGGGCCUUAUCCAUCAGCCCCUACAGGGCCUUAUCCAUCAGGUCCAACAGGGCCAUAUCCAAGUGCACCUUCUGGACAGUAUCCUGCAGCACCUUAUCCUUCAGCACCUUCAGGACCAACAGGAAUGCCAUCACAAUAUCCUAAUCCUUCUGGUGCUUCUGGUCCAUCUUAUCCACAUCCUUCUGGGCCUGCUCCUUCUCCCGGUGGGCCCUACCCAGCCCCCAAUGUACCCUUUCCAUCACCUUCUGGUCCAUAUGGUCAGUCAGGAUCUACAGGCCCCUCACCAGGAGGGCCUUGGGGUGCUGGAUCGUGGGGAUCAGGAGGACAGUACCCUACACCACCAAACCUGCCAUAUCAAGCCUCUGGGCCAUACCCAGCUCCUAGCCAAGCUCCUGGAGCUGUACCAUCAGUACCUUGGGGAUCUGUGCCACCUGGGCAAUGGGGACCACCAGCAUCUUAUCCAUUUCCAGGGGCCCCUGGAUCUUAUCCCUGAAGUUGCCAAGUUCCUAAACUGAGCUUGACCAUCAGUGCCAUAUUUCUUGGUCAUUUUUUGCUUAAUCAAGAAGUACUGCUGGAAGAAUUGACAAACCCCUUUAAGAAAACAACAUGGCAACAUUGAAAGCCUCAGCAUGUUUACCUAUGAAUUUACUAGAAAACGCUUUGGUGUGUUAUUCUUUUGAUGAAAACAAAUCUAGUUACUCACUUUCAACUAUAAAUAUAUAUAAAUAUUCAUAAAGACUCCAAAGAAUCGGACCCUGUGUUGAUUAAAACAUCAAGAAUUUGUUAAACACUAGUAAGUUUUACACAAGAUUCUUUUUUGUCGUGUGUGUGUGUGUGUGAGGACAAGCAAUGCAUAUUAGAGGAACAUCUUCCUACCUUAAAGGGACAUGAAACCAAACAUUUUUCUCACACAAUUUAUUAAAUUUACUUCAUUCUCAUGGUAUUAAUUGUUUAAGUGAUAUCUAGGUAGGUAUCAAGCACAUUUCUGGAGCAGUACACGACAGGGACCACGGCUGCCACCAACUGUUCUUGUAUAUGUAUAACACGAUUAUAAAACUGCUGCCAAAUAUUGCUCCAGUCACGUGUACGCUACCACACCUUCCUAUCUGCUUUUCAACCAAGGACACCAAGAGUACAAAGUAGAUUUCAUAACAGAAGUAUGUGUGUGUAUAUAUACACACACAUAUAUAUAUAUAUAUAUAUAUAGCACAUGUACGAAAAGCGUUCGAUUCUAGGGAGUACACCUCUUACCUGUAUGGCUCUUAUCCAAUAAAUUGUUGGAUUAUAUUGAUUAUGACUACGGGACUCAGUCUUUUCUUAUGAUUUAUCAUGUUAUAUUACCAUCUCAAAGUGUUUAAUGUCCCUUUAAGUGGCUGUAUGAGAAGGAAUAAGUGUACAUAUGGUUUAAACCCUCCUCCCACACACACAUAUGUAUUGUUUAGUGUCCCUUUUAAAAGGACAUUCAACGCCUCUUGCAAUUGUGACAAAUUGUCCCUUUUCCCCCAUACUGCAUAGACAGGGCAAAAGGCACAAUCUGUAACCUACAAAUGCAGCAAAUUAAGGGGAAAAAAAAAUCCAAUGUUCAUUUCUUACAGGCAACUGCGGCACAUCAAAUAGUCGUUAUCAUGGAACGUAACCUAUAGAUAAACAAUCUGUUUUGUAGCUCUCCAGAAGAAAAAGCAAGUGAACGUGCAAAACCUUAACCAGCAAAUGAAAACGGUUGAAACAAUUAGCUUAUUUUUAUAGAUUCGAGUGCCCAUUUAAUCCACUGAGUUGAAAUAGUGUUUGGCUGUUUCAAAAUAUUUAUAUUAAAGAUUUAUCAUUUUGAAUUGUACAUUUCUCAGGUGCUCAAAUAUUGAGUGGGAACUUUAUAUAACUGGUGGCGAAGUGUCCGCUGAAUAAUUAUCUAUAAAAGCACCAUAUAAAUAAACACAGUUAUAGGAAAAAUAAA
Molecule: messenger RNA, 2596 nt
Organism: Bombina bombina (fire-bellied toad)
Lineage: Eukaryota; Metazoa; Chordata; Amphibia; Anura; Bombinatoridae
Gene: MAPK1IP1L
Product: mitogen-activated protein kinase 1 interacting protein 1 like
Exons: 4
Coding region: 170-1138 (322 amino acids)
Source: RefSeq, a predicted model, not a curated record